AUGAUGCACUGGUCGAUGCAGCGGCAGAGCUCCUGGGUCCAGCUGGCUGGACAUCAAGGUAACUUCCAGCUGAGUGAGGGAGGGGAGGUUUUGAAACUAUACAAUGAAACUGAGGCAAAGUGCCUGGACUGUCUGAUGAGAGACAUGCUGAGACCCUUUGUCCCACAGUACCACGGUUUGGUCACCAGGGGGGAGCACUGCUACAUCCGCCUGGAAGACCUGCUGAGUGGCCUGCGGAGACCAGUUAUCAUGGACUGCAAGAUGGGAGUACGGACGUACCAGGAGGAGGAAGUGACUAAAGCCCGGGCCAAGGCCACCCUGCGCAGUGACAUGUACCAGAAGAUGGUGAAAAUAGACCCGUCGGCGCUGUCAGCGGAGGAGCACGCUCAGAAAGGAGUGACCAAGUGGCGAUACCUUCAAUGGAGGGAUACGACCAGUUCUACGUCCACGCUGGGCUUCAGGAUAGAGGGCAUCAUGGUAGGAGCAAAGAUGGAGGACGGCAGCGUCCAUCGGGACUUUGGGAAAAUUCUGACUUUAGCUCAGGUCACGGAGGCAUUGCUGUUCUUCACCAGGAGUCAGCUGGACAUCCUGAAAGCAUACCACUCCAGACUCUUGGCCCUGAGUGAUGCACUGAAAAAUUCACUGUUUUUCAGAACCCAUGAGGUGAUCGGCAGCUCGCUUCUCUUUGUCCACGACCACCACAGAAGGGCCAGUGUGUGGAUGAUAGACUUUGGUAAGACGACCCCACUGCCUGACACGAGCGAGCUCCAGCAUAACGUCCCGUGGGCCGAAGGGAGCAGAGAAGACGGCUACCUCAUCGGUCUGACCUCGCUCAUCACUUCUCUGAGCCAGGCCAUCAGUGUGGCCUCCUGGCAGCAGGAGGACAGCUGUGGAGGAGAAAAGAGUGUCAUAUGACAUUGAGACACCCCUUAAAACAACACUCAAAUUCAGGAUCAGGUGGACAAAAUGGUUUGCUGUUACACUUUAAACUGUUGCCUCUUUUCAUACUCUGGAAGUGACAGAAGAGGAGGAUUUAUUUAUGGGGAAUCUGUCUUCACGGGCUGAGGAGAGAAACGAGGGAGUACAAUUUAGCUAAAGUACACAGAAAUCUGAUGUCGUUUUACUGGUAAUGUAACUGUGGAGAGAGUGUUUUAUCACAAAGAUUUUAAGAUUUAAGAGACUUUCUCUGCUUUUCUAUUACAUUAUUUUAUUUUUUAUUUGUUGGGUUCAAAGUUCUCACAUGUUGCAACGCAUCUUAAACGUUCCAAGUAAAAUAAACAAUGAAUGCCUCUGUC
Messenger RNA from Micropterus dolomieu (smallmouth bass), 1295 nucleotides. Its product is annotated as inositol-trisphosphate 3-kinase B-like. NCBI's taxonomy places the organism in Eukaryota, Metazoa, Chordata, Actinopteri, Centrarchiformes, Centrarchidae. The transcript has 6 exons. The record is from RefSeq and is a predicted model, not a curated record. Gene Ontology annotation, molecular function: inositol-1,4,5-trisphosphate 3-kinase activity; inositol tetrakisphosphate kinase activity. The coding region runs from base 1 to 915 and encodes 304 amino acids. Gene Ontology annotation, cellular component: nucleus; cytoplasm. Gene Ontology annotation, biological process: inositol phosphate biosynthetic process.